Messenger RNA from Nelumbo nucifera (sacred lotus), 2127 nucleotides. Its product is annotated as piriformospora indica-insensitive protein 2-like. Lineage: Eukaryota; Viridiplantae; Streptophyta; Magnoliopsida; Proteales; Nelumbonaceae. The record is from RefSeq and is a predicted model, not a curated record. Gene Ontology annotation, molecular function: protein binding.
UCUCCCUAGUCUGAAUUCUGAUCCCACUUCUGCUUUUCAUAUAAAUGCAAGGAUACCCUUCUGCAUCCCGUCUCUUCUUUAUUUUCAAUCUCUUUUGGAUGGAUAAAGACAACCCAUCUCUUCAUUGUUCUCCUCUUCGUUUCAAUCUCUCUGGCUCUUUAAUUUAACACUCUCUCUGUUUAUUUAUUCACUAGUCGAAUCAUGGAUCUAAGCAGGAGCCAUUUUCCUUCUUGUCAACAUCUCUAUAUUUGCUUUGGUGGGUUCUGUUUCUCUCUUGCUUAUUGACACUCGCCUAUGUUGUAUGUUGCGAAAAUCCUGUUGAAUUCUUUUUACCAGUCAUGAUGAAAUCUUCUGUUUCUUGUUGGUAUCUCCUUUCCUUACCUUUAAUGGGAGUUAACAUGACUCCAAGAUCUUCUCUUUUUGUUCAUGAGAGACUGUAGCAGACCCUUGUGGAAUAAUCAUGAUGAGAUAGUUAACCUGCAUUCAAGCUUAGUCCAUUUCUCUUCUUGGGUUCUCUUUUUGUGCCUUGAAUCAUGAAGAGGUUCGUCGUCAGCAUAGAACCCGUUUUCCUUCUCCUUCUCCUACUAUUGGAUGUUUCAGGUUCAGACGAAGCGGACAUGUCGAUAGCUCCAAUGGAGCAAAGAGAGCGAGAAGCUUUGUAUUCUGCUAUUCAAGGUUUCGUGGGGAGGUGGUGGAAUGGCUCGGAGCUCUAUCCCGAUCCUUGCGGCUGGACCCCGAUACAGGGAGUCUCUUGUGAUUUCAUCGAUGGGUUCUGGUAUGUCACGGACAUAAACAUCGGGCCAGUCCACGACAAUUCAUUACAGUGCACCCAUAAUGCAGAAUUCAGGCCGGAGCUAUUUGAGUUCAAGCAUCUAAAGACCCUUUCCUUCUUCAAUUGCUUUGUCUCUCCUCUCCAGCACCCAAGGUCCAUCCCUACUAAAAACUGGGAGAGACUAGAAGGAAGCCUAGAAUCCUUGGAGUUCCGAUCGAACCGAGGUCUGAUCGGACAAAUUCCAGCCAUUCUCGGCAGUCUUUCAAAGCUCCAAUCUCUAGUGCUCCUAGAAAAUGGAUUAACUGGAAAAUUACCGAUGAAUCUUGGCAAUCUGCAUAGCUUGAGGAGACUUGUUGUUUCCGGGAACCGGUUUUCUGGUCAAAUACCGCCAAGUUUGGGAGGGCUAACUCAGCUGCUGAUCUUUGACUCAAGCAGGAAUUCUCUAUCUGGGCCUUUGCCACUGACUUUUGGAGGUUUGACUUCACUCCUGAAGCUUGACUUGAGCAACAAUCUCCUGGAGGGAAAGCUUCCAGGUGAGCUGGGGAACCUGAAGAAUCUUACUUUGUUGGAUCUUAGGAACAACUUAUUUUCAGGUGGGUUGACUCGGUCACUUAAAGAGAUGAUUUCGUUAGAGGAGAUGGUCUUAUCUAACAACCCGAUAGGUGGAGAUCUAAUGGGUUUUGAGUGGAAGAAUAUGCAAAACUUGGUCAUUCUAGAUCUCUCUAACACGGGUUUGACAGGAGAGAUCCCAGAAACAAUGGCAGAACUGAAGAAACUAAGAUUUCUUGGUCUGAACGACAACAAUCUCUCAGGCAGUAUCCCUGCGAAGCUUUCAGCCAUGCCUUGUGUUAGUGCUCUCUAUCUGUACAGAAACAAUCUGACAGGAGAACUUAAAUUCUCUGAGUGGUUCUAUGGUAAGAUGGGAAGACGUUUUGGUGCUUGGAGCAACCCAAAUCUCUGCUAUCCAGUUGAGUUGAUGGCAACAGGUCGUAUUCCUUUUGGGGUAAAACCAUGUCAGCAGGAGGCCAUCAUUUCUGAUGCAAGACCGAGAACCAAGUUGGGGUUGGGAAUUGAGAACAUGAACCAGAGUUACUAUUUAGUGGCUUCUUUGGGAUUCUCAAGUGGUGUUAUUCGUGGGUGUUGGUGGGUUAUUUUGGUUAAAGAGAUGGUGCAUGUGUUUCUUCUCUUGAGUACAUUCAUAUAGAAGAGAUGAAUGUACAGCUAUAGUUUUCUUUCUUUUUUGGUAAACAGCUAUAGUUCUCUUGAACUCUUCUGUUUUCCCUUGAAAACUAAUUGUUUUUUUUUUUUUUUUAAUAUUGUUUUUCGUCUACCUACAACAUGAAAUGGAUUAGCUU